Molecule: messenger RNA, 1288 nt
Organism: Rhodamnia argentea
Lineage: Eukaryota; Viridiplantae; Streptophyta; Magnoliopsida; Myrtales; Myrtaceae
Product: peptidyl-prolyl cis-trans isomerase CYP26-2, chloroplastic
Exons: 2
Coding region: 97-1089 (330 amino acids)
Biological process (GO): protein peptidyl-prolyl isomerization
Cellular component (GO): chloroplast
Molecular function (GO): peptidyl-prolyl cis-trans isomerase activity
Source: RefSeq, a predicted model, not a curated record
CACAACUUUUUCAACCUCAUUUGUAAUGAAAAAACUUGCCAAAAUUUGCCUAGAGAGAUUGAGACACCCCCAGAUUGCAAAUUACAAUCAGUAAAGAUGCUCCACCAGCCAAAACUGCUUCCAUCCUCCUCUCAACUUCUUCAUUCCCCCACCUUACCUCAAAUCCAACACACUCCCAUUACUCCAUCUCCGACGAUCACAAAGCACAACCAUCUCAAGAUCGCACGCAGAGACCUUGCUUUAUGUGCCAACUCUUCUUUACUUCUUUUCUUGGGCUCUCAGACGCUCCAACCACUCAAGAACACCAAGGCACUAGCAGAAGAAAUCCCACAAGAGGCAGAGACCAACACUAUUGAAGAGAAACCAGAGAACCAGAGCAGUGGCAACACAGGUUGCACCAACAAAGUCCCGACAAAGAAAGCAUUUCUUGAUAUAUCCAUCGAUGGGGACCCAGCAGGUCGAAUUGUCAUCGGGUUGUACGGAGAUGAUGCCCCCGUGGGAACAGUGAGAUUCAGCAACCUGGUCAGUGGAGCUGCAGGGAUCACAUACAGACGGAAAGAGUUCAUAAAGAUCAUGCCGAGCUAUGUACAACAUGGCGGAGUCAGAUCAUAUGGUGUGGAUGCUGAGAUAGCAAAGAGCACAGGCAGUGAUUUGACAAACCAGAGUUUGAUACAAGAGUGGGAGAGAGAGAAUGGUAAAUGUCUGGGGACGAAGAAUUUGGCUGGAACGAUAGGAAUAAUUGUGAGGGAUCCAUCAAAACCACCACCAAAGUUGAAGUUGGUAGCAAGGAAUGGCAAGCUAGAGGUUGACGAAGAGGAGAUUGGAAAUGAACCAAAUGGGACCGAGUUUGUGAUGUCCAUUAAGGACUCACCAGAACUUGAUGCUUCAGCUCUAGUGGUUGGCAGAAUUUUGGAGGGAAUGGAGGUUGUUAAGACGAUUGGCCAGGUGAAAACCGUGCAAGAAAAUACCGGCUCUCCUUAUUUCAGGGUUGCCAAGCUGAUAGGAGAUAAACGGGCUGUUGUCGCAGAAAGAGGCUUCAACCGGCCAUACUCCAAGGUGCUCGUCACAAAUUGUGGUUUGCUGGAGUAACGAAUGCGAGUACCAUAAUUUUCAUCAAUAGUAGUUUUUUUUUUUUUUUUCCAGAGGAGAGAAUCCACUCAUGUUCUUUGCUAUUUAAACAGCCAAAAAAUUUAAAGCACAAGAAAGUAGGGGUAAGGUAAAGACAUUUGAGCACUCAAUUUGACUUUGGGCUAGACCAAGAAAGGACAUUCAGCAAGCAUUUCAUCUA